This is a messenger RNA of Epinephelus lanceolatus (giant grouper), 1781 nucleotides long. RefSeq names its product heterogeneous nuclear ribonucleoprotein A3 (gene hnrnpa3). Gene Ontology annotation, biological process: mRNA splicing, via spliceosome. The record is from RefSeq and is a predicted model, not a curated record. Gene Ontology annotation, cellular component: catalytic step 2 spliceosome. Gene Ontology annotation, molecular function: mRNA 3'-UTR binding. NCBI's taxonomy places the organism in Eukaryota, Metazoa, Chordata, Actinopteri, Perciformes, Serranidae.
GUGAUGAUUAUAAUCCAUGACAGACAGACAACCAGACCGACCGGUGUCCUGAUCACGUGAUCCACUCAGAUCUGCGGCCGUGGACAUCUGUAAAAUGGAGGACCGUGAAGCUAAAGAGCCCGAGCAGCUCAGAAAGCUGUUCAUUGGAGGCCUGAGCUUUGAAACCACGGAGGAGAGUUUACGGGCCCAUUUUGAACAAUGGGGAACCCUCACGGACUGUGUGGUGAUGAGGGACCCCAACAACAAGCGCUCAAGAGGGUUUGGCUUUGUGACAUACUCCACUGUAGGGGAGGUCGACGAUGCCAUGAAAGCAAGGCCUCAUAAAGUCGAUGGCCGAGUUGUCGAACCCAAGAGGGCGGUGUCCAGAGAGGACUCCAAUAAACCAGGCGCCCACCUGACAGUGAAGAAGAUCUUUGUCGGUGGCAUCAAGGAGGACACCGAGGAGUACCACAUUCGGGAGUACUUUGAGAAAUAUGGCAGGAUUGAAUGCAUCGACAUCAUGGAGGAACGCUCCACUGGGAAGAAGAGGGGAUUCUGCUUUGUCUCCUUUGAUGACCACGACACUGUAGACAAAAUUGUCGCCCAGAAAUUCCACACAAUCAACUUCCACAACUGUGAGGUCAGGAAAGCUCUUUCCAAACAGGAAAUGAGUGCUAUGUCUACUAACAGGGGCAGGAGUGGAGGAUCUGGAAACUUCAUGGGAAGGGGUGGUAAUUUUGGAGGUGGUGGCAACUUCAGUCGAGGUGGCUUCGGUGGAGGACGAGGUGGUUACGGCGAUGAUUUUGACAAUGGUCCAGGAGGAAACUAUGGUGGAGGACCAGGUUAUGGAGGGGGCCGAGGGGGCUACGGUGGUGGUGGUCCAGGGUAUGGCAACCAGGGUGGUGGAUUUGGUGGCAGCUGCGAUGGAGGUUAUGGAGGCAAUGACGGAGGUUACGGAGGCGGUGGAAAUUACAACGACUUUGGAAAUUAUGGUGGGCAGCAGUCCAACUAUGGGCCCAUGAAGGGAGGCAACUAUGGUGGCAGAAACUCAGGUGGACCCUAUGGUGGUGGCUACAGCUCUGGCGGCGGCGGAGGUGGCUACAACCCGCGGCGAUAUUAAUUAUUUCAUGUUUUGGCUUCAGUUCUUAGCAGGAGAGGCGAGGAGGUGAGCAAAGGAAUUGUCAGGAAAGCUGCAGGUUACUUUGAGGCAGUCAUCUGAAAGCAUUAGAGGAACACACAAGUCAGACAUUACCGCAGCUAAAUCGGAGAAGUUUAUGGAAGAAGGACUGUAUACACAAGACAUGAGUGCAGAUGAAAAACUCCCCUAUUUGUGAUAGAUGUUUCCCUACAAAGCUAUUUUUCCUUUUAUGCGUCUGAAGUGUGUGUAUUGUGCCUAUGGUAUCAGGGUUAAAGAGUAAAUUGUUUUUUUUUUAUCUGAAGCCAGUUCUUAAUAUCUUUAUUUUUUCUUUUUUUAUAUGGGUUAGUUUUCUGCUGGCCGAUUAAUCUUAUGUCUUUUAACUUGUCAUAGUUAUAUCAGGCCCACAGAUGAGCUAGAGUUACUCCAUUUUUUUCUUUCUGAAGUUAUUAUGAUUGCUCAAUUGCAAGUGUCAAGUGUAUUUUGAUUUUGUAUGUGAAGCACAGUAUGUAAAUCCUUCGUAGUACCAGUGUCAACAAAUAUAAGCAAUUAAUUAGAAAUAAGGGAAUCCCCUCACUCUUCUUGUUCCCAAAAAAAAACAAAUUCUAGAUUGUUGGACUAUUUUGAUUAGAAGAAAAAGACCGAAUAAAAUUGUGUAGUAAAGUGA